Molecule: messenger RNA, 1186 nt
Organism: Colias croceus (clouded yellow)
Lineage: Eukaryota; Metazoa; Arthropoda; Insecta; Lepidoptera; Pieridae
Exons: 6
Coding region: 227-955 (242 amino acids)
Source: RefSeq, a predicted model, not a curated record
UGGGUUAUCUGUAUUGAACGCGCCACGACUGUGUUUAUUAUUGGUUGACGUGCGUUCAACAUUCAACUUCAGAUUAAAGAAAGCUGAAAGUGUGUAUCAUUAUCUCGAAUCGCAAAUAAACGGUUUAUUUAUAGUUUCACCACCUUUCUCUACGGCCACAUAUUAAGAGGAAAUACGCGGUAAUAUCAGUAAUUUUUGGACGAACAGUUAAAUACUAAAAGCCGCCAUGUCUGGAUACCCGUAUGGAAACCCUCAAUACCCGCAACAGCCGAAUCAGAUCUAUCCACCAAUUGACCCCAUGCAACAGCAAUAUGCCCCACAUCCGGGCCAGCCGAUGCCUGGUUAUCCAGGACAGAAUAUGCAGUAUCCAUACCAGCCAGGAUUUGCUAUGUACCCUGGGCAACAAGCUGGAAUGCCUCCAACAGCGAUGUCUUAUCCAAACAUAACGCCCACACCCACAGCUCCUUUGUACGGCUUUCCAAAUAAUACACCUCAACAACCUAUGCAGUUUGUUCAAUGGAUUCCGGCUACCACAUCAAGUGCUCACAGCUUCAGUGACAGAGCCGUGGUUGCAGGGUACGAGGGUUAUGACCAGAGUCCCCUCUGGGUUAUCCGAGCAAAACUUGAAGGAGACCUUAUUCCUGGCAAACUUGCAAUCAAACAUAAUGCAGCUUAUGUACCAUGGGACGGUAGAGAGAAUGCUGUGCCGAAUUUCGAAAUAUUGUGUGCGCCAGCAGAGAGACUGCGUUGGAUAGAGAACAGGGACGGUGUGAUUCCACCAAAUGCUAUUCCCGGUGGUCAUACUGCAUCUGGCGAGCCAUUGUACAUUGGCAGAGCUAGGGAGCAAGGCUCACUUACCCCAGGAAAGGUACAUCCGAGCCACAAGACGAUGUAUUUAUCGUUUGGAGGCAAGGAAAUAGGACACAAGGUGUAUGAAAUAUUGUGUUCAGCCUGAACAAAACAUGAAUUACUUUUUUUUAUAGAAUUUUUAUUGUAAUCUCUUAGUGCUAAAGUUAUUGUUAACUGCGCCAAAGGCGAGUUCUUAUGAUGCUAUGUAAUUCUUAUGAAAUUAAGAAAAUUUUCAUUUGGAAUCUUAUUAAGGGAAUGGUGAAAUGAGACUGUUUUUCUAUUAAAGUAUUGAACAGUACUGUUGUUUAAAAGAAUAAUAAAUAUAAUUAUAAGAAAA